Messenger RNA from Lecanosticta acicola, 832 nucleotides. NCBI's taxonomy places the organism in Eukaryota, Fungi, Ascomycota, Dothideomycetes, Mycosphaerellales, Mycosphaerellaceae. The record is from the annotation of a GenBank genome assembly.
AUGACCUCCCGCCUCCGCCUCCCAACCCUCCUCCUCACCUCCCUGUCCAUAGGCCUCAAUCUCGCCAUCCUCGGCACCGCAGCCCGCUCCCUGCACGUCUACAACUCCCAACGCACCACAAACGUCUACUUCCUCCCCGUCUGGUCCGGCCACUUCGACACCCGCGAACUCUCCGCCCUCAUCGGAACCUCCGCCGUCAUCUUCCUCCUCAACGCCGUCGUCCUGGUAUCCUUGUUCGUCACAGCCGUGAGUCCUCCCCCCCCCCGAACCCGACGUCUCUCAAAAGUUUCCGGUCUUCUAACCAACUCGAGCUCGCCUUCUUAGCUCCCAGCAAACGCCCUCAUCCUCCUCUCCACAACCCUCUCCACCCUCCUCUCCCUCAUCGCCCUCAUCUUCUCCUCGGUCCUGAAUACCCGCCAUCCCGCCGACCGCGCCACCCUGCAAUCCUGGACGUGUACCUGGCAUUCCAUCCCGAAUCAGAACGUCCCGAGACAAUACGAUACACUAUGCCAUGAAACCGUACGCACGCAUCUCCCCUCCCUUCUUCUCCUUCCUCCUCCCUUUUCACCUCCACCUCCACUAAACUUCUUCCAAACAGCGCUUCGCCUUCUACACCACCAUCCCUUCCUUCCUGCUCCAACUCCUCCUCCUCUCCCUGGCCACCACCACCCUCUUCUCCUCGCGGAGACAACACUCCAACAUUCGCCUCGACGAAGAGAAAGAUCAUCAUGAAUUGGCCUCUCGACGCCCGCAAUCCUUCGAUACGAAAGCGACCGAGGCGAGUCUCCCCGAGAGCAUGAGAGUCGUAGCUCCGAAGCAGGAAUUCCGGUAG